Aspergillus saccharolyticus JOP 1030-1 is the source of this 1983-nucleotide messenger RNA. Its product is annotated as Zn(II)2Cys6 transcription factor. Lineage: Eukaryota; Fungi; Ascomycota; Eurotiomycetes; Eurotiales; Aspergillaceae. Gene Ontology annotation, molecular function: zinc ion binding; transcription cis-regulatory region binding; DNA-binding transcription factor activity, RNA polymerase II-specific. The transcript has 2 exons. Gene Ontology annotation, cellular component: nucleus. The coding region runs from base 1 to 1983 and encodes 660 amino acids. The record is from RefSeq and is a predicted model, not a curated record. Gene Ontology annotation, biological process: positive regulation of transcription by RNA polymerase II.
AUGUCCUCCUCCACCACCACCACAACACAAAUCAAGCCGAGCAGAGAAGGCCAACAAGGUCGCCGCUUCCGGACGGGUUGUAAGACCUGUAAGUCGAGAAGGGUUCAAUGCGAUGAAACCAGACCGGCGUGUAAGGCAUGCGUGAGGCAAGGGAGAAUUUGUCCCGGAUAUCAGCGCGAGUUCAAGUGGUCCACUAAACAUGAGGUCUCUUCGACGCGGAGGCGAGUAGCUGGUAGGGAAGGGCGUACGCGGGUAGAUACCCCCGAGGUGACGGAUGUGAUGGCGGAGGUGGAAAAUCAACAGUUGGAAGAGGCGUUCGAUGCUGCGUCUGGGUUGUUGAGAUCCGAGGGUGAUUCGAAUGAGGAUGGUGGUGAUUCUGGUGCUGACGCUACUGGGCGUAUACCGACUGUGGGGAGUUUGGAUGGAUUGGCGGAGUUGUAUGGGCGAAUCUAUGGGGAUGGGUGGGAAUGGCUGACGGGGUUGGAGGCGGAUACUCAGGGUCAGAGCCCCCUGGAGGCAUUGUCUCCGUUGGAUAUGCCGAUCAAUCCCUUGGAAGAGGCGUUGAACGAGCCGGCCACCACAGUCGAUGCACUCGUUGAGGCUGAAGCAGACCUUCCUCCCCCCCACGAUACACCACCCCAGAUCCUCCCCAGUCCAACCAUGAGCGAGACCACCACUUUUCUGAUCGAGUACUGGUUCAAGAACGUGUGUUCCAUCUGGUCGAGCUUCGACUCCGACCGCAACCUGAUCCGCACGCUGGCGGCCCACACAUGGAGCCACAACGCCGCCGUCUUCCACAGCCUGCAGACCAUGUCAGCCCUACAUCUCGCGGAGCAACUGCCUCACCUGCACGCCAUCGCCAGCACCUCCUGGACCGCCGCCAUGCAGUCCAUCCAACAGGAACUGGCCUCCUGCACGCACUCAACGCAAUUCCCCACGGGUCUCCUCCUCGCCCUCGCCGGCAUCGGCACCACCACCUGCUGGACCGACAGCCAGCAACUGGGCAUCCCCCUGCUGCAGAAGAUGAAGACCAUCCUUGCCUACUACAACCAGCCGGGCAUGCUCGCGCCCACCUCCACGGACCGGGUGUAUCUCGAGUUCUUCAACGACAGCUGCGCCUACUGGGACAUCCUCUGCCGGGUCGUCACGGAGGAAGACCCUGCAGAUGACACGAACAGCCUCAUCCCCGUCCACCCUCCCAGCCAACCAUCCCGCCCACUCCCCCCUGCAACAACCCUAACCUCAACCUCGCCGCACCCUUGGGUGGGCGUCUCCCGCCACAUCCUCGACCUCUUCGCCCACACCCUCCUCCUCUGCCGCCGCCACAGCAAGCGCCUCCUCCACGAUGCCACCCUGCACACCCUGCAGGCCCUGAUCCGCGACAUCCACGCCGCCCGCGCCCUCCGCACCACCCUCUCGGCCAUGACCCUCCCGGACUCCCCCAACCUCACCGAAACCGGCGACGCGCGCACCCCCCUGGCCCAUUUAGUCGAUGUAGCAGAGGGCUACCGCCUCGCCGCGCUCCUGCACCUCUACCACACCUUCCCCGACCUCCGCGCCGACCGCACCCGCGAACUGGCCCUCGCACCGCAGGAUGCGUCGCGGUGGAGCCUCCAGACCCUCGCCCUCGAGCUCCUCGAUCUCGUAACACGCAUCCCCCUGGACUCUGGCUCCAGAGUCAUCCAGCCGCUGCUGUAUCUCUCCAUUGCGACGGGGCUGAGAGCAGGCCCAGAACCGGGGGACUAUCCCCCGCUCGUCGACCCGAUGGCGAUCCAAGUGAGUCAGGCGCGGCGGGUGGUCCUGCAGCGGGUCAGUGGGUGGGAGUAUAGUCUGCCGGCGAAGCCGAUUCAGGUGCUGAAGGCGUUGAUUCAGCGCAUCUGGGAGGUGGGCGAUCGGGAGGUCGCGAUGGGGGUUGCCCGGGGCAGGCGGAAGCAUUGGAGUGAGGUGAUGGAGGAGGGGAGAUUGAGGACCAUGUUUGGCUGA